This is a messenger RNA of Exophiala xenobiotica, 1153 nucleotides long. Its product is annotated as proteasome subunit beta type-3. The record is from RefSeq and is a predicted model, not a curated record. The coding region runs from base 146 to 766 and encodes 206 amino acids. The transcript has 4 exons. Gene Ontology annotation, biological process: proteasome-mediated ubiquitin-dependent protein catabolic process. Gene Ontology annotation, cellular component: proteasome core complex; proteasome core complex, beta-subunit complex. NCBI's taxonomy places the organism in Eukaryota, Fungi, Ascomycota, Eurotiomycetes, Chaetothyriales, Herpotrichiellaceae.
CUGCAAUUGCCUGCGGCAGAACGACUAUCCAUCUGGUCAAUUGCUAUCAACAUUCUCCUUCUCUCAACACCUUGUAUAUGCUCCAGUGAUCCUUUGAUUGCCCUUUCUCUCUGCCCGCUUCGCUCCUCAGAACACUCCAUCAAAAAUGAGCUCUCCGUUCGACAUCAAUGGCGGCGCCUGUGUCGCAAUGGUCGGCAAAGACUGCGUCGCCAUUGCAUGCGAUCUCCGUCUCGGUCUCCAAUCAUUAACCGUUUCGAACAACUUCCCGAAGAUCUUCCCCUUCGCGCCCUCCGUAUAUCUAGGUCUGGCUGGCCUAGCCACGGACGUCCAGACUGUCAGCGACACAUUCCGCUACAAAGUCAACAUGUACCGAUUAAGAGAGGAACGCAACAUCUCACCACAGACCCUGGCCAACUUGGUCUCCAGCAGUCUGUACGAGAGGAGGUUUGGUCCUUGGUUCGUCAGUCCAGUGCUGGCUGGCAUCAAUCAUACGACAGGAAAACCAUUCAUCUGCGGCUUCGACAGUAUAGGCUGCAUUGACUUUGCCAAAGACUUCAUCGUGGCUGGUACGGCGAGUGAUCAAUUAUUCGGUACAUGCGAAGGACUAUGGGAGCCUGACUUGGGACCUGAAGACCUGUUCGAAACCAUCUCACAAGCUCUCCUGAACGCCGUCGACCGAGACGCACUGUCCGGUUGGGGCGCACAUGUCUACAUCAUCGAGAAGGACAAGGUCACGAAGCGGUUAUUGAAAGGCCGGCAGGAUUAAUCUCAGGAAUGGAGAGCCAUGAGACAUACCAAUGUCGGCAGUAGAGGUACCAAAUGGACAUCACUACAAAGCCCUGGAAAACGGGGUCUUGAGCGAUCUCGAAAACCGACCACUUCGUCCUGGAAGCUGGUCGCAAGAAAGACAUUCAGUCAUCUGAGCAUAUCGAAUGGCGUUAUACGGCGAUGAUCGGGUCUGUUGAGGCAUGCGCAUGGAUGGCUAUUGAUUCUGAUCCAGCCUUGCUGAGAGGGAAAGCGUUUAAGGUCACGACUGGUACAGAUUUGAGAACUCUAGUCAGGCGGGUCGGGUCAAUACAGCCCAGCCCUACAGUGAUCCGGGAAGAAUUACUGCCCGAAUGCCAUAGAGAAGGAAUGAAUCAAAUCCAACAUG